AUGGUGCGUGAACAACAACCUGCCCGCAGCCCGCUUGCGCCAGCUAUGGGUAACUCGCAACCUUCUCCAGAUCCUCAGAACAUGGAAAAGGGCCUUAGCGCCGACGAAUCUUCCGCUCCGCAGCCUCUGUAUCCAAAUCUCCAAAGUGCCUUACCAGAGCAGCCUCAAUUUGGGAGGCCAUCAAUGCCAGGCGCGUCGGCGCAGCCAUAUGCAAGAACACAGCCGCUCAUGCGACCAGGCAUGAGUGCUAACACAUCAGCUCCUCGCCAAGUCAGCGGGAGUCAACCACAAGACAAAUAUUCCAGCCUUUUUGUGUCAUCGAAGAGACCUUCCCAAAGACCAGAGUUGCACAAACCUCAUGCUACAGCGAAUCCUCUACAAAUGCUUAAAGACAAUGGGUCGCACGUUGGACCGCCUCCUAGACCCACCUCCUCUCGACCGCCUUAUCAAGAAGAUGAUUUCUAUGAGAUCCCCAAGCCAGCGAACUUCCCUACAUGGAAGCCGACACCUUUCGUUCCUCCCACCUUUUCGUCACAACAGCCUCCAAACCCUUAUGUUCGACCAAAAACGGUGGACCUAACCCAGGACAGCUCCAUGCUGACUCGUUCAUCGUACCCUUCAAACAACUCGAUCUUCAGAGAGCAGAGAUACGAAACGGGCGAUCCAUACACAUACAUGAACUCUGCCCAGGCCAAUGAAAGCAUCAAGGCUUUACUUGAAGGUGCAUUUGAAGACGAAGAGGACAAGCCAAGGACGAGACAGAGAAAGAAGCAGCUGGACCAGAAGGUUGAGGAUUUAGCAGACAAGAUCAAAGACAUGUCAGUCAAGAGUGGAGACAGAAGCGAAUCUGCUCAAGAAGAGGAGGAAGAAGAAGAUGAUGAUGAUGAUGGUGCCAUUCCUGGGUUGAAGGUCAAGCUCUUACCACAUCAAAUUGAAGGUGUUGAUUGGAUGGUCAGCAAAGAAAUCGGCAAGAACAAGACAUACGGUGGUAUCCUCGCCGACGAUAUGGGUUUAGGAAAGACAAUACAAUCGAUCGCUCUCGUCCUGAGUAACCCAAAGCCUAGUGCUGAAGAGCUGGAGAAGAGCAAGAGCAAGCGAAAGUUGCCCGAAGGUGUCACAAAGGGCACACUUGUGGUAGCCCCGUUGGCAUUAAUUAGACAGUGGGAAGGCGAGCUCAAGGAUCGCAUCGACGAAGACCAUGCUCUCACAAUCUGUGUCCAUCACGGGCCUCAAAGAACCAAAAGCUACAAGGACCUGAAGAAGUAUGACGUCGUCAUCACAACCUACCAAACGCUGUCAUCAGAACAUGGUGGAUGUUCAGAAUCCCUGAAAGUAGGAUGCUUCGGCGUUCGCUGGUACAGGAUCAUUCUGGAUGAGGCCCACUCGAUCAAGAACCGCAACGCAAAGGCUUCCAAGGCUGCUUGUGCUCUUGAUGCUGCAUACCGCUGGUGUUUGACUGGAACGCCGAUGCAGAAUGGCCUGGACGAGCUCCAAAGCCUCAUUCACUUUCUCCGUAUCAAGCCCUAUUGUGAUCUGACCGAAUGGCGCGAGAAUAUCACCAAACCCAUGAAUAAUGGAAAGGGGGGUCUUGCAGUUAAGAGAUUGAGACUCAUCCUGAAGAGCUUCAUGAAGCGAAGAACGAAGGAUAUACUCAAACAAGAACACGCCAACGAAGGUGGUAAAGGAGAUGCCACUGAAGGAGGGAAAGGCCCCGGGUUUAAGAUCGUGGGACGAACCGUGGAGAACAUCGAAGCCGACUUUACAGAUCAAGAGCGAGAGUUCUAUGACCGCCUGGAAUCAAGAACAGAUCGAAGUCUCGAGAUGAUGAUGGCCGGGAACAAGAUGAGUUACGCUUCGGCAUUGGUUCUCCUCAUGCGACUUCGACAAGCGUGCAAUCACCCGAAGCUUACCGGAAGCGACCUGAGUACAGAGACCGAUGCCUCAAGUGGUCAUCAGACACCAAGUCGCAGGAAAGCUAAUGCGGAAGAUGACAUGGAUAGUAUUGCAAACAUGCUUGGUGGCCUUAGGGUGGAAACCAAGAGAUGCGAUAUGUGUCAGAUUGAGUUGACUGCGAGAGAGAGUUCCCAAGGCGCGAUUCGAUGUGUUGAAUGUCAGGAGGAUUUAGAUAAAGAAACGGAUCAGGUGAAAGAGAUCAAGAAGGCAAAGAAGGACAAGCGACGAAAGCAAGAGCAGAAGACCGUCAAAAUCCAACGCAAACAAGCGAGGCGUGUAGUGGAGGACAGUGACGAGGAGGACGACGAAGACGCCUCCACCUCUGCUGAAGAAGACGAAGACGACGAAUACUCCUCGUCCGAUGACUCUAGCUCUUCACAGCCCACACUCCUCCAAUCCACGAAAAUCCGCCACCUCCUCUCCAUUCUCCACGAGGACUCCCACACACACAAAUACAUAGUCUUCUCCUUCUUCACGUCCAUGCUCGAUCUAAUCGAGCCGUUUCUCCGCUCCCACCGUUUCCGCUUCGCCCGGUACGACGGCAAAAUGCGUAACGACGCGCGGGAAGCGUCCCUCAAUGCCCUCCGCACAGACCCUUCCACACGCGUCCUCCUUUGUUCCCUGCGCGCGGGAAGCUUAGGGUUGAAUUUGACCGCCGCAUCGCGAGUGGUGAUUCUAGAGCCAUUCUGGAAUCCUUUCGUGGAAGAACAGGCGAUUGAUCGUGUGCAUCGACUGAAUCAGACCCAAGACGUCAAAGUCUUCAAAAUCACCAUCAAGGGAACGGUGGAGGGACGGAUAUUAGAUUUGCAGGAGAAGAAGCGUGAGCUUGCAAAGGCGACCAUCGAGGGCCAGGGCAAGAAAGGCGCAAUGAAGUUGAGCAUGCAGGAUAUGUUGAGGCUGUUUGGUCGGGAGGCCGAGUCAGAACAUCCCGUCGACGUGGAGGAAAUUGGCAUGGGCCGAGGAAGUUCAAGGGGGUUAUCGGAAGGGAGUCGGAAUAUACCUCCGGUAUCCAAUGCGCCCCUGGCUACGGGCGGAUACAGCAGUGGAAUUGGGGGGAGCACAAGCGAUCGACGCGAGAAAAUGCGCAUCAGCGAUGGGAAGAAGAAAUCGUGGAAGGAGCAUGAGGUCUAUGGGCGGAGGUGGUGA
Cladophialophora bantiana CBS 173.52 is the source of this 3099-nucleotide messenger RNA. RefSeq lists its product as uncharacterized. The record is from RefSeq and is a predicted model, not a curated record. The coding region runs from base 1 to 3099 and encodes 1032 amino acids. Gene Ontology annotation, cellular component: cytoplasm. The transcript has a single exon. Lineage: Eukaryota; Fungi; Ascomycota; Eurotiomycetes; Chaetothyriales; Herpotrichiellaceae. Gene Ontology annotation, molecular function: ATP binding; ATP-dependent chromatin remodeler activity.